Molecule: messenger RNA, 3457 nt
Organism: Osmerus eperlanus (European smelt)
Lineage: Eukaryota; Metazoa; Chordata; Actinopteri; Osmeriformes; Osmeridae
Gene: ccdc28b
Product: coiled-coil domain containing 28B
Exons: 6
Coding region: 341-997 (218 amino acids)
Source: RefSeq, a predicted model, not a curated record
GUCUUAUUUACAUACAAUUGACAAGUAGCCUACCAGAAGGCGCAGAUUGCGGUAACAUGGAUGGUUUAAUCUGUUAGCCUACAAUUAAAUUCGCUUUGUGGUUAGUGGCCAUCUUUGGAGAGUGUCUGAUUGGUUGAAUCUUAGUGUGCAUACUCUAAUUAUCACGUUUGCAAUGUAAGAGUUACAUGAUUACCACAUUUAGCCCAAUGUAGCAUGCAAAAGUAGGUUACACGGUUGGUGAGUACCUAUAUGGAACAAGGAAGUUGCUGCCUUGGUAUUUUCCAGACAUCUGGAGAACAGGCUCCUCUCGUCUGGCAGAGAGCUGCACUCUUACAGCCUCAUGGAGGACAAACGCAAGAAGAGGAGUCCCAAGGUGUCCCUCCCUCAGCCCCCUCCUCCCCCCGUCAACCCCCGCAAGCUCUCUAUCCUCCCUGCCAGCAAGAGCGCCACCUUCUCUCUGGGUCUCCCCCAGCCCCCCUCUCCCAAACCCAGGGGCAAGUUCAAGAGGUCAGCAGGGGCAGCUGGGCAGUCCAGAGAGCCGCUUAGUGUGACUGUCGCUCCACCAAAGACUGGGAGACCUCACAGGGAGAAGGCCAGGGCACCGCAGCCUGCAGGCGCCAGCAAGGUGAACCAGUCGUCCCCCCUGCAGCACUCCUUCCUCACAGACGUGUCGGACGUGAGGGAGAUGGAAGGAGGCCUCCUCAACCUACUCAACGACUUCCACUCCGGCAAACUGCAGGCUUUUGGGAAGGUGUGCUCGUUCCAGCAGCUGGAACAUGUGCGAGAGAUGCAGGAGAAGCUGGCUCGGCUGCACUUCAGCCUGGACAGCCAUGUGGAGGAGCUGUCGGAGGACCAGAGGAAGACUGCUGCCGAUCACAACCUGGAGCACCUGCUGUGCAACCUAGAGGAACUCAGCACAUCGAUACAAAAGCUACACUUGGCAGAGAACCAGGACCCUCCCAAGACAUCUGAACCAGGACCCUCCCAAGACAUCUGAACCAGGACCCUCCCAAGACAUCUGAACCAGGACCCUCCCAAGACAUCUGAACCAGGACCCUCCCAAGACAUCUGAACCGGGACCCUCCCAAGACAUCUGAACCGGGACCCUCCCAAGACAUCUGAACCGGGACCCUCCCAAGACAUCUGAACCAGGACCCUCCCAAGACAUCUGAACCGGGACCCUCCCAAGACAUCUGAACCGGGACCCUCCCAAGACAUCUGAACCAGGACCCUCCCAAGACAUCUGAACUGGGACAUCCCCAUCUGGUCCCUGACGAGGGGCAUCAUUGAGGAAUGUGAUCCCUCAUCUCCACAGAGCAUCAAGAGAAGUUACCACCACACUGACCAGCAGUUAGCAGCACAGUUGAUUGGUCCAGUGGUUGAAUGGUUGGUUUACAUGGAUCAUUGAAGGAGGUGGAGCCACAGAGCACUUGAUCUGAGAACUGGAGCCAGAUGAUAGCACACUCGUUAACAGCCAGUCAUGUGACUGGUGCUGGAGUCCAAAAAGUCACAUUGGUUGUAUUUGACUUCAUGCAGCGCCGGCGAGUGCUUCAAGUGCUGCAUGAAGUCGAAUACACCUAUUUGCUGCUGCAUCCUGUCAUGUGACAGAACCACACUUGUGUCUGAAUGGUCAUAGUUUUACAUGCUCUCUUGUUCUUUCUAAUGUCAAUAGUAAACAUGCUGUCCCUCAGCAGUGAUGUAGUCCCCCUUGGGUCAGUCAGUGACCCGACCGCUCGCUAGUAGCACAAAGUCAGCAACAAACUAACGAACGAACGCACACACAGAGAUCAUUCCCUGGUCACCCGCCCCCCAACCCAACCCUAACCCGGGGGACAAUAACAACAUUUUGGAAUAUUUCCCUGCGGCCCAAUCAGAUGAACAUAUUCUGCCUUAGAAACACAUGAGAUGUACUUUGUGUUCUUUCAUAGCUACCAAGUCAGCUCAGGUCUAUGGGGGUUGUCCUUAGCUACAAGGACUCUCUCUUAUUUUGAUAUGUUUUGCUAAGCAUAAACUAUUAUGGGAAACAUCCUGGAUAUGGAUAUAUAUAACAGGGAGAUACAUCCUGCAUAUGGAUAUAUAUAACAUCCUGGAUAUGGAUCUAUAACAGGGAGAAACAACAGGAAACAGAUCAUUGUAUCCACCGCUGUAGCAAGAGGUGUGGCACUUCCACUGUGUUACAUGGAAAUAGUAUAUUUAGAUGAUACUGAAUGUGUGAAUUUCCUUUUAUUUUAUUAACUUUCAAUAGGCUGUACAAACUGUGUUAACGUUUUGGCAUCUAAAACUGGAGUGUUUUGCUUCUGCGUAGAUUGUUAGUCGGAGAUAUCUUGGUUUCAGAUAAAGUAUGACAGCUGCAGCUCGUCGAGCUUCAGUGUUGUGGAAGCAGCCAGUGUGACAUGUAGGUCACGGGUCCCUAACCCGACCAAGGUGAUGUGUUCCAGUAAGACCUACCGUAUGGUGUGUGACCCGACCAAGGUGAUGUGUUCCAGUAAGACCUACCGUAUGGUGUGUGUGGAUGACACAGAGCCUGCAGGUCUGGUGUAGAGCAGUUAGCUGUGUCUCUGGCUGACUCCACUAUUAUCUUUUUAAUGAGAAAAUUAGUGGGUGGAAUGAUUUUAAGUGUACAGUUUAACAAGGCAGCUUUUGAAACUUUUUCUAAUUACAGCAUUGGAAACCAAGCUGUGGUUAUUUCUCUUGUCCCAGAAGGGGAAAUAAACCAGACCUUGAACAGGCUUCAGCAUGUUGUUCAUAAGAACAGAACCAAAGUAACGUUCUCUGGUUCAUUAUACAAAUGCAAAAGAAACAGACUCUGAAUGAGCCUCCAUGGUACCUGCUGGACAUGCCUACCUCCUUCUGCCCCGAGGCAGGGCACUGUGAGAGCUGUUACCCUCCUUCUUCCCCGAGGCAGGGCACUGUGAGAGCUGUUACCCUCCUUCUUCCCCGAGGCAGGGCACUGUGACAGCUGUUACCCUCCUCCUGCCCCGGGGCAGGGCACUGUGACAGCUGUUACCCUCUCGAGAAACCUGCUUUUAUUUCAAACAGCCUUGUCCUUAGCUUUGCUGUUGUGAAGGGAUAGUUCACUCAUAGACAAAAGUGCUGCACGUGAUCACCAGGAUUGGUGUAAACAGUCACACCUGCGGAAGAACAAGAAUACUAGAAAACAGGUGGUACGUUUUGGGUGAACUUCACCUUCAACCAACUGUGUAUUUAUAUACUGUACCUUUUAAUUAAAAGCAAAUCCUGUACUGUAAAUGUUUUUAUGAUGCCUUGUUAUGUAGCACACUGCAUCUCUGCAAGACACCCUGUGUACCAAAUAGCAUACCAUCUCUUUGUACUUUUAGUAGGUACUGCAGCUGCCCUUGCUAAGUAGUACUGUUGCAUGCAGUAUGCAUACAGGUGGGAUGUACCAUUUCAUAACAUUGUGCCUUGAACUUCAUCCAAUUAAAGAUCCUGUAAAGUG